Schistosoma turkestanicum is the source of this 6072-nucleotide messenger RNA. NCBI's taxonomy places the organism in Eukaryota, Metazoa, Platyhelminthes, Trematoda, Strigeidida, Schistosomatidae. The record is from the annotation of a GenBank genome assembly.
AUGUUCAACGAAAAAAUUCAUGAUCAAAAUAAUGAUAAUAGUGAUAUUGAUAUCAAUGAUUCAAAUUCUUCAGAUCGAUUGAUUAAAGCUAAAAUCAACUGGGCGAAAUCAAAAUCCAAAAGACUUACCAAUAAAAGAUUGAUAAAAUAUUUCGAUAAAGUGGUUGGUACGUUGAAUAAUAUGUCGGAUGUGAAGAAAAAGUUUGAAGAAAUAAACCUUCUACAGAAUGAAGAAAGUUCUUAUAAUCCAGUCAGUGAAAAUCACUAUGAUAAUGAUGAUGAUUAUGCUGAUGAUGGAAUUAUCAAAACUAAAUUUAACUUUAAUGUUUUUACUACUCACAGUAAUAAUAGUAGUAGUUUUAAUGGUUUUACUGGAAAUAAAAGUUAUGCUGACGAUGAUGAUGAUGAUGAUGAUGACAGUAGCGACGAGGAUGAGGAUAUGUAUCAAAAUGAUACUGAGAAUCACACUACAAAUAACCAUUGUCAACAUCAAAAUCAAAAUAAUCAUCAGAAAAAUGAAAAUAUUCAAUCGAAUGAAGAUGUUCAACAUUCAUCAAGUAGUUUCACUGGUCAAUCGAGUAGUUUUUCUCGUUUGAAUACAUCAUCACCAAUGUCAUACGGUGAUGAAUUGAAUUCCAUGCCUGUAACCAGUUCAAUAGAUGAUUUACUUAGUUUAGAUCAAUAUGAUCAAGAUGAAAGUGUGUCGAAAGAUUUCUCACCACAAAAUCAAUAUUCAAUAGUCGAUAGAAAAAUCAAUUCAAACUUGCAAAGAUGGUUAUCACAAUCGGAGUUGUUGAGAUCUAAUAUGCGAAUGAAACAUUUUCCACGUGAUGGUUAUUUCUGGUCAGUUGCAUUAUUGAUCAAACUUGGUGUUAAAUUAGUAUCUUCUAGUCAUAAAGGUAAAACAAAUCCAUAUGUAAAAAUCAAGUAUAAUGGCAAUGUUUUAGCUAGAAGUCGAAUGAUUCCAAAUAAUUGUAAUCCUGUAUGGGAUGAAAAAUUUUGGUUUCGUUUAUGGAGCAUAGAUAUGCCAAUAGAGUUAAAAGUUUGUCAUCGUGAUCCAUUUAAAAAAGAUUCCUACAUUGGCCGAACACAAUUCAGUCUAACCGAGUUAGAUUUAGACAAAGAAUAUGAAUUCGUGUCAAAAUUAGACAAUGAUUCUAAUAAAACACCAAAUCCCGGUGAAAUUAAAUUCUAUGUAACAUUGAGUGAAAUUAGUGAAGCAGUUAUUGAUAGUUCUGAAUGUAAAAAAUUGAAAAAGAAAUUGAAAGAAGAAAAAUCACGUAUAUUUGCUACAGAAUUCUCAUCCCAAUUACCUGGUACCAUUACUACAACAUCAACGCUCACACCAGUUGAUCAUUAUUCCAUGCCAGAAAAUAUCAUAACACAACCAGUACGUUCAGGAAUUAUUGGUAAUUCACUGACAAACAGUACUAUACAAUCUAAUCUACAAUACAACCAAUCAAAUCGUGAUUCAACAGAAAUUUUGGAUUUUAUAGAUGAGGCGCCAAAUGAUGAUGUACCGUUAAAUACAUUAAAACAAACUGAUAAAUUUUGUCCAAAUCGUGUUGAAGAUAAUUGGAUGGAGCGUAAUCAAUAUUUACUGCCUCAACCAAUAUGGCCGUAUAGUUUUUAUGAAGGUACUAGCCUUGAAUUGUACACAAGUAAAUGUCCAUUUGUUGACAGUAAUGAAAGUAUUGACAAAUUGUGUAUAUUGAAUAAUGAAAUACACAUGGAAAGUUUAUUUCAACAAUCACGUUUAAUUGUUACACUGGUUGGUGCAAAAAAUUUAAAAGUUCGCACUAAAUCAAAAAAUGUUAUGGUUGCUGUCAAUGAAUCGGAACAUGGUAAACCAUCACGUAAUAGUCGAAUAAUACGUGGUCAUCCAGAUUCAAUGCCGAUGAAUGGUGUUGAUGAAGAAAAGAACAAUCUACCUUGUCCAACAGUAUUUUUAACGGUUGGAACUAAAACACAUCAAAGUAAAGUCGUUAUGCAUACAAGAGAUCCAUCGUGGUAUGAACGAUUUGAAUUUCGUGUCCGACCUGGAGUGAGAACAGUACUUCAAUGUGAAGUGUUUGAUGAUUUACAUCAAAAUACUAAUCUACUUGGACGAUUUUAUUUAGAUUUUUCUAAAAUUGUCCUAGACUGGACAACAUGUUUCACGUUGAAUAAUCAAGAUGGCCGUGGUCAUGGUGAAUUGUAUAUCUUAGCUACAAUGACUGGAUUAUUUCCAAUUUCUAAUGGUAAUAUACCUAGAACGUUUUCAUCGGAUCAAUUGAAACUGGAGACUGAUUCUAUUUAUGGUGAUUUAUCUAAAGAACCUGUAUCGAAGACUACAUUAGAUCAAGUUGCUGAAUAUUAUAAAGUAAGAAAUGCUUUUCGAAAAUGGUCGGAUGUCGGUUGGUUACAUAUUGUUGUCAAUCGAGCGUCGAAUUUACCGGCUAAAGAUCGAAGUGGAAAAUCGAAUACAUUCUGUGAAAUUAGACUUGUGAAUCGUGUUGUACGAACAUUUACAGCACAGAAAACUGCUAAUCCUGUAUGGAAUCAAUCAUUUGUAUUCCCAAUUGAAGAUAUGUAUUCUCUUUUGGAAGUGUUUAUCUAUGAUGAAGGUAAAGAUUCAUCUGAAAUGACCGGUUGUAUUUCAUUUCCACUUAUACAACUUAUUAAUCGUAGACAAAAAUGGUAUGCAUUAAAAGAUAAAUCAUUGACUACAUUAGCUAAAGGUUCUAUUCUAUUACAAACUAUCAUUAUUUUCAAUCCUCUUAAAGCUUCAAUUCGUACAUUAUAUCCUAAAGAAAAACGUUUAUUUGUUGAAGAUAGUAAAGUUAAACUACGAGAUUUUACAAAGAAGCAUUUACCCCUCUUACAACGCAAUAUUGAACGGCUUACACCGUACAUAGAUCAAUUCAAAAAAAGUGGACAAGCAUUUCAUAAACUUUAUUCAUGGGAAAGACCAUUUGUAUCAUUGAUCAGUUUGAUCAUUUUUGAAUUGAGCGUUUUAUUUUUUCAACCAUACAUGAUUGGUGUAGCUUUAGCCAUAUUCAUGAUUAUUAUGUUGAUUGUGCCACGCGUCUAUACCACUUCUUCAUCAUUAUUAUCUCCAUCGUCAAUAAAUUUCUUUCGAUUUUCUCGAUCGAAAGAUUCUGAUAGUGAGGAGAAAGAUAAAAAAACUAGUUUAGCAACAAAAUUGAAAAGAGUUCGUUCAGUACUUGGUAUAUUACAAGAUAUUGCUGAAUUCAUUACAUCAUUCCUUGAACGACUUAACUAUUUAUGCAGAUGGCGAUAUCCUUGGUUAAGCUGUUUAUUUUUAGUGAUCAUUUUGUUACUUUCAAUCACGCUGUAUUUUAUACCAUUACGAUAUAUUAUUUUUGGAUAUACGUUAAAAAAAUUCACACGUAAAAUACGCAAUCAACAUAGACCAUCUACAACACUAUUUUUGGGUAUAUUAAAUCGAGUACCUAGUAGAAUGGAGAAGAUUUAUUACAGAGAAUUAAGACCUUUAUCUACUCCACCAGCUGAUAUAAAACAAUCAAAUGUAACAUCCACUACUACUACUAAAACAGGAGGAGCAUCACAAAAUUAUCCAAAAAAAGAUGGUUAUUAUAGUAAUAUAUCUGCACCGUGUAAAUUCAUCAAAUCACCAUUGAGUCAUGGUUAUACAGCUACAAAAUGGUUAGUUCGUGAUGCAACAUUGGAUACUAGUGAAUUAAGAUGUUUUACAUUGCCAAAACCGCAAAUUCUUAAAAUUUUCCAACCUUUGAAUUCUAUGCAUAGUUGUUUAACUUCAUUACACUUUGAAAAAGUUGGUAUUUCUCAUAUAAAUUUAUGUGAAGCUCCACAUUUGAAAAAUAUCACUUUAGAGAAUUGUUCUGACCUAAGAGCUAUUCUAUUCGACAAUUCUUAUGCUUCACCAGCCGAUUGUAAUAAUAAUAAUAGCAAUCAUCAUCAAACUAUCAAUGAUGUCAAUCGCAAAACUAUCGAUCGAUUCCCAGCACUUCGACGUAUUCGAAUUAUUAAUUGUCCGAAAUUUGCAAUUUAUAAUUUUCUCUCCGGUGUUGGUCAACUUUAUCCUGCACACAAUGAAAAUAUAUCCAUUACAUAUAGACCAUUUGGACAAUAUAAUGCUCAGGUAGAACGAGCAUUAUGGGAUUAUUGUCAACAUGCGCAUAUACUUAUAUCACAUGACUAUAAAAUUUGGGAAAGUGAACGUGCUAUGGAAGAGUUUCAUUCGACAUUUGAUCAGUUGUUUAGAGAAGUGAUCAAUUUCUCUGAUAUGGUUAUUCGUCGAGAUCUUCUUCCUAUUUAUCCUCAACCUAUGGAAAGUCUACAAAAUUCUGUUUAUAAACGCUGUGAAUAUGGUUUAGAAUGGGAUUUUAUCACUGAUAUACCAUGGGUACAUGAAGUAUGUUGUUCAUUGCUUAGAACAACUGAAUUGCAUCGAUCAUCAACUGAUCAAACAGAUCAGCUGUAUGAAUUAUUAUCAGAAUAUCAAUCAACAAUGGAAAAUUUAAAAAUUCAACGACAUGGUAUACAUUAUCAUGUACAAUAUCGUAAUGUUCAUUCAACUAUUCAAACAUCAUCAUACACUCAUACAAAUGAUACUUCAGAAGAUUGUAUAGAUAAGAAUUAUUUAAAUUAUCUUUUACCUUGUAAAUCAACAUUUUAUACAAAUUGGCCAUAUACUGAAACUAAUCUACUAGCUAUGCAUCCUUCCACUGAUCUCAAUACAAUGAAAAAUGAUACUUUCAUCGAUGUAAAUCGUUCUACAUGUUAUUUGACGAAAAAUUCCUCAUCGUCAUCAUCAUCAUCGUCAUUAUCUACGCAUCAUUCACAAGCAAAACUAUUGAAACAUGAUAACCAUAAUAGCAAUAAUAGCAAUAAUAAUAAUAUUGAAUUUUUAUCUUGGAAACGUUUAUUACUAUCACAAGAAGAAGAACUAUCUAAUGUGGAAUGUUUGAAUGUUGACAAAUUGUCAAAUUUACCCUGUUCAUUAUUAUUUCAUAAUUAUAAUUAUAAUAAUAUUCAAAAAUCUUUAUCUAAACAAAAUCAUUGUACAUUGAAUUUUUCAACGUCUGAUAAUCGUUUGAAAAAAUUGCCUUUAUUAUCAUCGCCCAGUUGUUCUUCAUCUUCAUCUUCGUCUUCGUCUUCAUCAUCUUCUUCCUCCUCUUCGUGUUCCUUGUCUCAACAACCACAAUCAUCAUUGUCUAUAUCUUCUUCGGUGCCGACCAUUACUCCUACUACUUCUACUAAUAACACAUGUGAUCAUUCUGUUUUAAUCUGUUCAUCGCGUAAACGUUCACUUCCUCCAACUAAAUUAUUUUCCAGUUCUUGUAAAAAGUUUAAAUCUAAACAAAAGUGAUGAUUAUUAAUUAGUACUGUAUUAUCUCUCAUUUAAUAUUCAUUCAAUGGUUUGUAUGGUAUGUGUCCGUUUGUUUGUUUGUUUGUGUGUUUGUUGGUUUUUCUCAAUAUUGUGAUGCUUGUACUCGAUCGCUCAUAAUAAGCGUAUAUAUAUAUAUAUAUAUAUAUAUAUUAUGUACUUACUUACUUAAUUACUUAUUUACUUGCCUACCUACCACCUACCUAUCAACUGUGUGUGUGUGCGUGUUUAGGCAUUCUAUUGCUUUUCUGAAUGUUGCGCACACGCACACACACUCACACUGUUUGUGUUUUACUUCAGUGGACUAUUUUCCCCCUUGUUUCUCUUAUUUCACCUUUCUGUUUUUUGUUUAACUUGUUGUUAUCAAUUUCUCUGUGGCUCUGUAAACCAUACACACACACACACUUUAUAUAUAUAAAAUUGUAUACAAUUUUGUUGGAUUCAAUACCAUUUUGUCUAAAAAAAAGAAAAAUGCACUGACGCGCACAUUCACUUUUUGUUUCUUGCUCCCUCUCUCUGUGUGUGUGUGGGUGUGUGUGUGUGUGUGUUGAUCCAUACUACCGCCACCGCAACCACCACUGUGUCCCCUGUUGUUGCUUGUUGACAUUGAUAAUCAUCAUGUUUGAAUAAUGUUGUAUAUUGUUUGAAUAAUAAUAGUAAUAUUAUUAUUAGUACGGUUAUUAUUAUUAUUAUUAUUAU